This is a messenger RNA of Gorilla gorilla gorilla (western lowland gorilla), 9825 nucleotides long. It is a transcript of the gene HTR1F, whose product is annotated as 5-hydroxytryptamine receptor 1F. Bases 496 to 1596 code for a protein of 366 amino acids. The transcript is spliced from 3 exons. Gene Ontology annotation, cellular component: plasma membrane. NCBI's taxonomy places the organism in Eukaryota, Metazoa, Chordata, Mammalia, Primates, Hominidae. Gene Ontology annotation, molecular function: G protein-coupled serotonin receptor activity. The record is from RefSeq and is a predicted model, not a curated record. Gene Ontology annotation, biological process: positive regulation of MAPK cascade; adenylate cyclase-activating adrenergic receptor signaling pathway.
AAGCAAGAGAGGGAGAGAGGGGUGUUGAAGGGAGGAAGGCAAGAGGAGACGGGUGCUAGGCGUGCUGGAGAGCCUCGGGCGUCCGCCCGCCCGCAGGCGCCCCGGACCCGCAAGGGCGGCGCAAGACUUCCCCAGCGCGCAGUCAGCGUCGCGGCCCCGAAAGCUGGCGACAGGCGCUGCUGUCUUCCUGCCCCGUGGGGUCGCCCCUGCCCUCCCGCGCCCCGGGGCUGGGGGCGCCACCUUGCCAGCUCCGACUGCUGCACGGAGCGCCAGGGGUGAGUGUGCGGAUCAGCGCUGAGCCCGGGAGUGCGCGUCACGCCCGCAUCUGGCGCGCAGGAGGAGUUUGGGAGAGAAUGAAUUGGACUGUGAACCUUUCAUGAACUUCUCAAAGGAACAGGAACAUGAGGAGACGAAAUGGUGAUGAAAACCCACAAUUCAAUCUACUACAGUAUGGUAUCCAUUUUUCAGCUAUAUUAAUCUUUUAAAACAAAGAAAAUGGAUUUCUUAAAUUCAUCUGAUCAAAACUUGACCUCAGAGGAACUGUUAAACAGAAUGCCAUCCAAAAUUCUGGUGUCCCUCACUCUGUCUGGGCUGGCACUGAUGACAACAACUAUCAACUCCCUUGUGAUCGCUGCAAUUAUUGUGACCCGGAAGCUGCACCAUCCAGCCAAUUAUUUAAUUUGUUCCCUUGCAGUCACAGAUUUUCUUGUGGCUGUCCUGGUGAUGCCCUUCAGCAUUGUGUAUAUUGUGAAAGAGAGCUGGAUUAUGGGGCAAGUGGUCUGUGACAUUUGGCUGAGUGUUGACAUUACCUGCUGCACGUGCUCCAUCUUGCAUCUCUCAGCUAUAGCUUUGGAUCGGUAUCGAGCAAUCACAGAUGCUGUUGAGUAUGCCAGGAAAAGGACUCCAAAGCAUGCUGGCAUUAUGAUUACAAUAGUUUGGAUUAUAUCUGUUUUUAUCUCUAUGCCUCCUCUAUUCUGGAGGCACCAAGGAACUAGCAGAGAUGAUGAAUGCAUCAUCAAGCACGACCACAUUGUUUCCACCAUUUACUCAACAUUUGGAGCUUUCUACAUCCCACUGGCAUUGAUUUUGAUCCUUUACUACAAAAUAUAUAGAGCAGCAAAGACAUUAUACCACAAGAGACAAGCAAGUAGGAUUGCAAAGGAGGAGAUGAAUGGCCAAGUCCUUUUGGAGAGUGGUGAGAAAAGCACUAAAUCGGUUUCCACAUCCUAUGUACUAGAAAAGUCUUUAUCUGACCCAUCAACAGACUUUGAUAAAAUUCAUAGCACAGUGAAAAGUCUCAGGUCUGAAUUCAAGCAUGAGAAAUCUUGGAGAAGGCAAAAGAUCUCAGGUACAAGAGAACGGAAAGCAGCCACUACCCUGGGAUUAAUCUUGGGUGCAUUUGUAAUAUGUUGGCUUCCUUUUUUUGUAAAAGAAUUAGUUGUUAAUGUCUGUGACAAAUGUAAAAUUUCUGAAGAAAUGUCCAAUUUUUUGGCAUGGCUUGGAUAUCUCAAUUCCCUUAUAAAUCCACUGAUUUACACAAUCUUUAAUGAAGACUUCAAGAAAGCAUUCCAAAAACUUGUGCGAUGUCGAUGUUAGUUUUAAAAAUGUUUAUUAUUGAAGGAUGGGGGUUUUUGAGGGGAGGAAUAACUAGAUGAAUGCCAAAUAAUAAAACACUUAAGCUUUUAGAGGGAAAUACAUGAAAACUGCUAAAUUGAUAAGGCUAUAAUUUAUAUUUUAAUAGAAAUGUGAAUAUAAAAGUUAUUGAUCACCACUCUUCUAGGGUACUCAAAAUUAGAAAAUAAUUUAUGUAGGUUAUAAACAAUAUUUUGCCUAUGCAAUGUUCCUAAAAAGCUAACUGGAAAAAAAUAUAUAUAUAUAUACAAUAGUAAUGACAGUGAUUUUCCAUGUUUACGUCUUACAAUAAUUAUAGAGGAGUUUUCAAUUAACAACAUACCUCCCUCCAUAAUUUCUAUCGAGUCCUAUUGUUUUAUAAUAUAAUUCUAUUAUUUUGUAGAAGAAAAUAUAAUUCACCACAAAGUACACAUUUCUCCUGUCUCCAUUCUUGUCCCUUCUCCAUCUUACCCUGAGCAAAAGGGAGGGGGAAGGAGCAACUCUUACUUAGUGUGACUGGAGAAAAUGUAAAAAAGUCAGAGCUUGAAAUUGUCCUUGUGUUUAGGUAGCAAAGAGUAAUCAUAAAGUGGGUUAGGUACAGCAAAAUAAUUCAAUACUGAACUUGUGCGUAUUUAAUAUAUCAUGUUUGUUUGAUAUAAACUUCUAGAAUAAUAUUAUCUUAUCCUUAUAUUAUCAGCAUUUGAAAUCAAAGCCUUACCUUAGUAACAAUAACUCAACAAAGGGGCAUGGGUGACGUUGUUAUAAUUGCUCUCUGUUUACUUAGGAAUCAAAUUUAAAGCACUAAAUAUCAUAGAUUACUCACCACAGUUAUAGUCUUAACAUCUUUUUAAAAGUAUAAAAUGUAUUUCAUUUCUGUUAAUGUUAAUAAGCUCAGUUAUUAACUAAAUUGUCUGUGGUAUUUUGCACUUCAGUAUUUUCCAUACCUUUGAUUUGAACAUUAUUUCCCGUUUACUAGACAGAAUAUAAUGGAAAUUUUUAGAACUUUCCCUUGACUUUAAAGUAUUUCUACUUUUCCACCUGGUAGAAAUGAACAGGCAAAAAGACUCAUAUUACACUAAUUAAUAAAUGUACACACUUAUAUAUAUUUUUGUAAUUAGUCACUCUACUAGUUCAGUGAGCCAAAGCAAUUCCAUAAGUUUUUCUUCCAUAUUUAUAAAAGAAUUUGAAAACAAUAGAACCAUGAGUUUGAGAGGAUUUUAUUUUAUUUGAACCAGCGAGGUCAUAGACUACCUUUGGGAAGACCUAUCAUCAACCAAGAUCGUUUGAAAAACAAUAUAUACCUUUUUUUAAGUUGUACAUUUAUGUGCAUUGUAAAUAUUCCUUCCUGAUGGUGUGGUUAAGAGUACAUUACAUCAAUUUUAUGUAUAUAUAGAUCUGUGACAAAUUACUCUCAAGCUAACAAACAUUUACAGAGUUCCCAUUUUAUACAAGGCAUUGAGACAUAUACUAGAUAGAAGAUAUAGGAAAUAAUAAAAUACAGUUUUUUUUCCUGAAUAUGUUUACAGUCUAAAAGGAGAAACAAGAAAAAAUAAAACUAUAAUAGAAAAGAGCAAACUAAAAUCUGGCAUGGAAGUUGUUUACACAGUUAUGAUGGUGCAGAGGAAAAACUGAUAGCAUCUUGUUUAGAAAAAUCAGAAAUAUUUCACAAAGAAUGUAUCUAGAACACAUGUCAAAUACACAGCACUGGGGCAAGAAAAAUGGAAGAGCACACUCCAGGUUGUGACAACAUCAGGAUACAAACUGCACCAUGCAAGUAUUUGGUGGGGCAUGUUCAUGAAAUAGCAAUGAGUUUGGCAACUAUUUAGAGCAAUAGAGGAAAAGGAUAUUAAAAGAAAAAUUGGGCAUUUCUGUGGCUGACUUUGAACGUCAGAAAAAAGUCUACAGUCAAUUUUAUUGCUGACGAUGGGUAAUCACUGAUACUUUUAGCAAAAAUAUUACAAGUUUAGAGCAAAUCUAAACAAAAAAGAAAGAAAAAAAAUGGAUCUAUUUCAAUGCCAUCAGAGAGAAAGCAGAGUUAUUAUUGAGAUGAUGACUUCCCGUUAGAAAGCAAAUCAGUAAUCCAGGCAAGAGGUGAUGAAGUCCUGAACUUGAUUCUAGCAAUGGGAAUAAAAAGAAAGAAACAGAUGAAAGAUGGUACGAAGAAGUACAAUCCUCAGGUUAUAAUAAAUUAUUUAAUAAGCAAGCAGUGGGAGAGACAUGAGUCUAUGAGAUAACAUCCUUAACCAAAAUGAAGAACCCAACAGAAAAGGCCUAUUGGUGAAACGGUUACUUCUUUUUUGGGUAUGUUAAACACAUAAAGAUAUGUCAGAGCUCAUAAAUACUAAUGACCAUGUCUUGCUCAAGCCACACUGACAGGUAGAUGAGGUUUCUCUCUGACCUCAAAACUGACAAGUAAACGAGUGUCCCAGCCAUCUCUUUUGUCCUCACUUCACUUGACUGCCCAAGGGCCCUUAUGCUGUGUUGACAGGCCAAAGCCGGCCAUAGUCCCUGUCAUUCUCUGCUUACUUCUCUUUCCCUUCUCUUCUCACUUACCAAAAUUUAAUUCUGUGAUUUCUUCAUUCAAUGACUUUGCUAAAGUUAAAAUUAUCUGUUGAGUUUAUUUAUUUAUACUUAUCUCAGAAAUGUAUAUAUUUGUAUUGGGAAACUAAGAGACACAACCAGUGAACAACCCAAGGAGAGUGAGGCUCACCCAGAUACAGACACCGCCCUCUGAUCUGAGUUGGACUGAGACCCAAAUCUAGGAAAAUAACGCUGUAAGUGACAAAGUCAUAGAUCCCUUCAGAGCUCAGAGGAGAAUCAAGUUUAUCAUUACUGUGUAUGAUCCAAAGAACCACAACAAAUUCCAAUUAUUAUCACUUCAUCUAUGUGUUCCCCCUACAUGCUGAGGGUACAGAGCAUGCCUUCCUUCCUGAAAAAAUAUGAAUAUGAAUAUUUAGUUAUUUUAUUUUAUUGAGUCAGGGUCUCAUUCUGUUGCCCAGGCUGGAGUGCAAUGGUGUGAUCUUGGCUCACUGCAACCUCCACCUCCUGGGCUAAAGCCAUUCUCCCACCUCAGCCUCCUGAGUAACUGGGACUACAGGCAUGCAUCACUGCACCCGGCUAAGUUAUUUGUCUUUUGUAGAGACGGGGUUUUACCACAUUGUCCAGGUUGGUCUUGAACUCCUGAGCUCAAGUGAUCCUCCCACCUCAGCCUCCAAAAGUGGUGGGAUUAUAGGUGUGAGCCACUGCAACCGGCCUAUUUUAUUUUUCUAGAGACAAAGUCUCAUUCUGUUGCCCAGGCUGGAGUGCAGUUGUACAAUCACUGCUCACUGCAAUCUUGAACUCCUGGGGCUCAAGUGAUCCUCUCACCUCAGUCUCCCAAGUAGCUGGAACUACAGGCAUGCACCACCACCCUCGGAUAAUUUUUUUUAUUUCUUACUUUUCAAAGAGAUGACAUCUUGCUAUGUUGCCCAGGCUGGUCUCAAACUCCUGGCCUCAAGUGAUCCUCCCACCUUGUCCUCCUCCCAAAGCAUUUGGAUUACAGGCUUGAUCCACCACACCUGGCCUCUCUUUAAUAUCUUUAAAGUGGUAGGGUCAGGUAGGUUAUGUAGAGAUUAAUCAUCUACAAUUUGUGCUUUCUUUGAAACUUAUGAAGGACAGAUUACAAUUAACAUGAUAUAUUUCUCUGAAUACAUAGGAUUUCAAUGAGAUUUUUCUCUCAUUGAAAAAUCCUCCAAGUUACUAAUAGCUAAGCAUUUUUACAGAAAAUAUAUAUAUAUAUUUGGCACUUAUAACAAAUGUAGCAAUAUAAGGAUUUAUGUAUUUAACCGAUAAGGUAGAAAAAGAAAAUAUAAAUAUCAUAGAAAUAGUUAAAUACCAGAUAAGGAGGAGUUACCUCCUGCUAGAAUUUCAAACAUACUGGCACUAGAAAAUUAAAUGAAAAUUUUAUUUUCGCUCCACUCCUCUAAAACUUAUCAAGUGAUGAAAGGCAUGGAAAAAAGACCAAAGAAAGAUAGAAAGUCACACUACUAAAAACUAAAUUCACUCCAAUACUCUACCAUUAGACAUACCUAUGUAAAAAUUAUGCUUGAAAAUUCACUUCUGCUUGUGAAACAUGGUCUUAAUUGUAGAACUGGUUUAAGUAUAUGGAUUGUCUGGGUUAACUGAAUUUUUUUGGUUUUGGUUUUGUUCUGUUUUACAAUAAACCCACAGGGUCAAAUCUACAGCACAGUUUAUCCAAGUCCUGGCAGUCGAUGGGUCCAUCCUUAAGUAGGGCCAAUUUCCAUUUUGAAUCUCCAAAACCAGUUUCCUUUCCCUUUUGUAGUAAUUUUGAUUCCCCACCCACCCAUCCCCAGCUUGCCCUAAGUGGUAUGUCCCUUGUUUAUAUCAGUUAUGUCAGUUCCAAAUUUUAAAAUUCCCUUAGCACAGCAUAAUCCCCAUAUUCAUAGGCUCAAAGUUAAGCUUGUCCCUCUGUACCCAGAGAGUCCUGUGUCAAAACUAAAUGGAGAAUUGGAAGCCAAUUACUAGGCAAUGCAUUGAUUUGCUCCACCAAAUAGCAUGAAAGUCGAGAUUAUCGUAAGCUUAUUGCUGAAAUGCAUUCCUCUAUUUCAAGGAAGAAGCCAUUUUCUCAUGACUUUAUACCAGACUAUUUUUAACUCAUAGGUCAAAGAAUUAGGUUUACUGCUUUACAGUACAAAGGAAGCAAGAAAAAUAUUUCCUUAACAUAUCCUGAAGUCCUUCAAAAGUAAUCCUGCUCAAUUCAAAAUGUGUCCAUAUUAAUUUGUUUCAGAAAAUGUGUUUCUAGACUCUAAUAACUAGAUAACCAAAAUGAUUAUAUUCAGACCUUUAUUUUGACGAAAAUAUUUCUAAAAGCAAACUAAUAUUUUUGUCAUGAAUAAAGUAAAUAUUAUGAUAUUGUGAUAAUUUUUCUUGUUCUUUUGAAUCAAUAUGCUUUCUCUCAUUAUUUAAAAUGAGGAACUUACUGUUGAGAGAAAUAUUUUCUAAUAUUAUAAUAAAUACUGAGUUAUUCAUACAGGAUAUCUUCUCUGUACAAAAUGUGGCAUGCUUGAAGUCGAUCUGGGAAGAAUAGAAUUUUUUCAAAGAAUUUACACACUCUGGUUAGGGCAGAAACUAUAAACAUUUUGUUUGAGUAAAAAAGAUGUUAUUUUACCAACAGUAACAACAAUAAAUCUUGUCAAAGCAAUCUUUCAUCAAAACUUGUUUUUAGUUUCAGUUCCAAUUUUUAUCGCAGAGUUUCUUCCUCUGCAAGGACACUAAAAUUACCUAUUGAUUUAUGUAGACAUAGAAAACCAAAGCAAUGUGCAUAAGAAUCACCAAAGAUGCUUGUUACAAAGACAAAUUCCAGAUUUGAAAUCAGAAAAGGUUGAAGUUAAAUCCUGGUUCUUCUGCUAAUCAUUAACUUGAUGCUAAGCAAAUUUCAUCUAACCUGCUUUCUUCAGAUUAGAGAUGAAAGACUACGGAGAUAGAGUGAAAUAAAGCAAAUGCUCUUGAAAAAAUGCUAAAAGACUACAAAAUAGAAAUUUGCAUUAUUUAUCAUUAUUCUCCAUACUAAGGAGUGAGUCAGAGGGCAUUUGACACGCAACCUGGUGUUCUGCAUUGUGGGUUUCCUGUUGCUGAAUGUGGAGAAGAGCCAGUAAGUCAUCGAUGGCCUUCCGCUCCUGGCUCUCCAUGGUAGAACAGUUAACUCCCAGUAACCCCAGCCACAGCCACAAAUACCACCCUGUGGGUACUCACAGUCUUUCCCUUUGCUGUAUACUGCCAUCCUUAUUACUAAAAGACUGGCAUGCUCAAAGCUUGUUUAGCUUUCUAGAAAAAUGUAAUGCAAUUCUUCUACCCUAUUAAAUUCAUAACUGCAAUUAUUCCAGGAGUAAUUUCUUCUAUUGAUGUAUUCAGAGACCUUUUUCCAUAUAUUCUAGAUAGAGUAUUAUUUCAAUCCUUUAAACAAUAAAGGUGAAACUUUCAUUUGAAAUGAAAAUUCUAAGUUGAUGAGAACAAGACUAGAGGUGUAAUUGUAGGGUCUAUUAAGUAUUAGAAAAAAUACUACUAAUUUAUAUGCAAAAAUUAAUACUUAAGAAACUACUCAAUAUCAAUGUCUCCCUGUUGCUUAUUUCACUGCAUCCAGACUCUUGCUGGCGUUUAGGGUCUUCAUAACCAAAGUACCACUCUCUGGAAAAUCUUACUUCCCACUGUCCUCCUUGGUCCCAACAAAUGCUAUCUUCUCCAAUCUGGUCCCUCUCUCCACUGUCCUCACUAUGUGCCUUCCUCAUUCUUGUCUCUAUUGCCCUUUAGACUUUUUGUUUUCUUCUCCCAUGUGAAAUGCCCUCUACCUCCUUGAUGUUAAGCAACUUAUCCUUCAAAGUACAGAUUCAAUUUCACUUCCUCCUUGAAACUGAAUCCAUACUGUGCUUGAAGUCAGUAUCCCUCAAUAUUAUUUCCAAUAAUUCCUUAUUUGUUUUAAGUAUCUCUAAUUUCUUCAUGAGUGUUUGGUUUUUAUACCAACUAUAAAGAGUACUGUAAGUUACUUAAAGGACAUGUGUUUAUUUCUGUCCCUUCCACAUUUAUCCCAAAUAUUUAUCUUCACUUCUAUAUGUAAUAAAAGAAAUACAAAUGUGUCAAUAUCAAAAAGGAAACUGAGAGGUUGCUAAAAAUAAAAAAGCAGUGCUUACUUUUCAAUGUUUAGAGAAUACCUUACUGAUAAUGAAAUACAUAAAACUCAUAGGACACUAAUUUUCUGGAAAUGUCUAUGUAUAAUGAUAAAUUUCAAAGAUCUGUUUGCUAAUUAUACAUUAUUAAUCAUUUAUACAAUAUAUGAAUAUGCUUUAAAUCACCUAUUUUAAAGACAAUAUCUUGGUUAUUAUUUUAAAACAGAUAUAAAUAAUAAAUAAUCCACUUGGUCAUAUUAAAAUUAAGCUAUUGGCUUCCAGCUCACCUAAUGUGAAAUUACUUUUCUUCAUAACUUCCUUACUGGCCCCAGCCCCCUCUGUUUCAUAAUUUUUGUGUGGAUGAAAAGCGGGUAGCAUUUUAAAGUAGGGAAAUAUCUCUGCAAUGAAAUAGGAAAUGCAAUAUGUUCUUCAGCUCAAAAGGAACAGCUCUUACUUCCUGAGGAAUUAUAGAACUCACUCCAUGUAUUUUUAAAAGCUAGAGAAACAACUUAUCAGUUUCUUAUCAGUUUCACUUAACCCAAGCAUCUUAAAAGAUCAAAUCUUAAAGAUAUAAAAGAUUAGAUCUUUUACAUUUUAAAAAAAAUAGAUCUUAAAUUUCUUAAGGACUUAAGGCCCACACCCAUUUCACCAUCUUAUAUGAUUAUGGAUGAUUAUGGUACAACCACUAUCAGGUUGACCAAACAUAGAAAUGCCAACCCUUUAACACUGCCCAAAUUUACAGCAAGCACCUGAGAACCACACCAAUCACAGGAAACACACUAUAUGUUGACUCUAGCAACUGAACUGGACUCCCCUUGUUCUCCAAGAAGCCUGUUUGUCAUGGUUGUCCCUUUGUCCAAACUUGUGCUGUCAUUACAUAUCCUACAAAAAAAAGGGACUAAAAGGUAAAUUGCAAGUUCAUAGAUUUAUUUAUUAUGUUUCUAUUCACUUCAGUGUUUCAAAAUAUGAAGCUGAACUCAACAAUGACUUUUUGUGUUAAGCUUUGGGGUUUUUUCCUAUUUUAUCAUCCUAUCAAUCUAAAGGUUUAAAUACUAUCUAUUCUUCUUGCCAUACUUACACAAAAAUAACUUCAAUUAUAAAUGCAUGCAUAUUAUUAGGAAUCGACUAUCCUUUUCCCUGUUCUUAUUAGUAUAUCAUAUGCAAAAUAUUUAGAGGCUCAGGUUGAAGAAUAGAUUUCUCAUAUUUGUAUUUUCUAUUGAGUAUUGUCUGAACGAGACUUGUGUAUGUAUGCUAUUAAACCUGAGCCAAAAUUUAAAUGCAUUUUCUUUCUCAAAAUCUUCCCAUUAAUGAAAAAUAAUAUGUAGUAGUUGUUUUUUUAUUUAAAAAAAGACAAGAAAAAACAGUCAAGUUUAUUUUAACAAUUUUAAUACCAAUUGCCCAAACUAUAGAAAAUGUUCAAACAUGAAUUUUAGUAGUCUAUGAAGUAUAAUCUGCUCAGUUUGUUGCUGGUGUUGAGGGUGGAAAAAAAUAAAUGUAUGGUGGAAUUUAAUGUUGCUUAGCCCAAAAAUAUAGUAUAAUAUGAAAUAAACCAUGU